CCGACUCAGAAAGAAAUAUCAAAAUUAGUAUAUCUAGAUGCAGUUAUCAAGGAAACAUUAAGACUUUAUCCUGCUACCUUUAUUUAUCAUCGUGAAGCUGUUGAAGAUUGCUCAAUAAAUGGAUUUUUCUUUCCGAAAGAAGUAACGAUUGCAAUUCCAGUGUAUGCAAUACAUCGUGAUCCGGAAAUAUGGCCCAAUCCUAGUAGUUUUAGACCGGAAAGAUUUUUAUCUGAUGAUGCAAAUAGUGCAAGACACCCAUGUAGCUACUUGCCGUUUGGUGUCGGAGCUAGAGCAUGUAUGGCUACUCAUUUUGUUACAAUGAUCUUUAAGAUGAUGCUUGUAAUAACACUGCGUAGUAUCAAAUUUAAAACUGUUGCUGAAACUGAAGUGCCAUUGUCUACCACAUCUUUAGCUAGUUUGCAACCGAUGUAUGAUGUGUAUCUUGGAAUUGAAAGAAGAGUAUAUGUGGAUUCGAUUUGA
This is a messenger RNA of Trichoplax adhaerens, 480 nucleotides long. RefSeq lists its product as uncharacterized. Gene Ontology annotation, molecular function: heme binding; oxidoreductase activity, acting on paired donors, with incorporation or reduction of molecular oxygen; monooxygenase activity. Lineage: Eukaryota; Metazoa; Placozoa; Uniplacotomia; Trichoplacea; Trichoplacidae. The annotation marks the transcript as partial. The transcript has a single exon. The record is from RefSeq and is a predicted model, not a curated record.